CCAAAUGAAGAUUUAGAAAUCUCAUGUUUUUCAUAUUUUCAUUCCAGACGCCUGAGGAGAUGGGUGAUUUCCAGCGUACUCAGACAUCACCCAAAGGUCUGGCUGUUAACCCUCUUCCUUGCAGGUGUUCAACGGAGCUUCCACUGCCUCUUGUUCCAGGGACAUUUUUUGGUAGUAAUCCGUGUAGUCAUCAUACUUUAAUGUCAUGUAGUGUUGUAGCAGCGAUAAAACACCACAUUUCUCCCAUUUGUACCUGGAAGACGUCGGAUGUAGAUGAAGUUGGUGUAGUAGGUCAGAAGUUGGCGGAAUAUGUUGCUGGAGAAAGACCAUACAGAGGCCCAAAGCCAGAGUUGUGCAAGCUGGUUGAAGAUCAGACUAUUUUUGGUAGAAAGUGGAAAGUAGUAACUGGUAGCAUGGUGUUUGGGACAUUUAAUUUUCAGAAGGAGGAGGAACUGUAUGAAAGACUAAAUAAGUACUUGUUGAGAGAUGGAAUGUGUAUCUUUAAUCUUCAUGGUGCAAUUAUCUUGGUAAUCCAGCACGGAGACUACUUUGUUGUUGUGGACUGUGGAACUCGGAAUUCACAGGGGUUAGCAUCAGAAUCUGGUACAUCGGUAGUGGUGUUUAACACGUGUUUAAAUGAUUUAAUGAUUCACUUUAUUAACCUCAGGGAAUCAUUAAAUGCGACCCAGUAUGGCAUCUGUGCUAUUACUGUACAAGAGAUGUACAGUAAUGUGCAGACAUGUGCAGCAGUCACUGCUGACAGACAGGCUACAGAUGCAAGUAGCCAUGUUGCAUCACUCUGUGGAUCGUUUCAUCAGGGUGAUGAUCGGUUUAAAUAUGCUGGACUUCAGUGUGCAGCCAUAAGUGCUGUUGCUUUAACAAAGCAUACAGUGGACAGCGUUUUUUCGUGGAAUACUGACAUAUUGGAUGAUGUAGUUGUUUUGGGUGAUGAGCUAUAUACAUUUUUGCGUGAUAACAAUUUAAUCAGUGGUGGAAGUGAGCUUCUCUCUGUUCCAGACUUGCCUAAAAAGAUAUAUGUUGAUGGGCAAAGUUUUGAGUAUGAUUAUGGGGACUAUGUUGCUGGAGAUGUGGAUAUACUACAAGGACAGUUUAUUGAUGCAGGUGUACACACUAGUCUUUGGGAUGGACUCAGUAAGAUGUGUGCAAAAUAUGAAACCAGCUUUAUUACAAUAAGUGGCAGUACUUGUGCCCUUAUUAGUUAUAAUGGACGUUAUGCUGUUGUAGACUCUCAUGCACGUAACACCGACGGUAUGGUACAUGAAAAUGGAAAAAGUGUUGUCCUUUACUUCAAUACUCUUGAUCAAGUCUUUGUGUACAUUAAAAGAUUUUCCGGUGAACUCAAUGACACUCCCAAAUUAUUUGAGAUCAGUGGAGUUCAUAUUGUUCAGAUUGACACAAGUAAAAUUCCAUCUGAACAUGGAGCUGCUGUUCCAGAAAGCAGUGGUGUUUUUGAUCAGACCUUUACAAGUGUUGAUAUGCAGGAAGAUUAUUGUGUAGGACAUUCAUCCCAACUUGACAUGUCAGACAUGGAUGAUGAUGAUGUAGUUGUUACUGGUGCCCAAAGUAAGGUGUUAUAUUUUAAACCUGUUUCUGAAGACAUUGCACGGUCACUGUGUGGAAAGUUGAAUGUGGAGUAUCAACUGUCAAAUUCUGUAUCUUGUGUGGCUGGAGAACUGGGUGUUCCGUGUAUGAUAGAAAAAAUUGUUGGAGAUGGAAACUGCUUUUUUAGAGCACUUAGUCAAGCCAUCAGUGGCACCCAGAAAAAUCAUCGCAAAAUUAGGCUUGCUGUUGUAAACUGGUUACAAAGGAAUUCUCACAUGUAUGAUAGUAUUUUAAGAAGUGAGUAUUCUUCCAUAUCACAAUACAUUGCCGAUUCAAGGAUGCAAUAUGUUGGCAGUUGGGCAACUGAAGUAGAGAUUCAAGCUGCAGCUGAUUAUUUUGGUGUUAAUAUUUUCACAUUUUGUGAUGAUAAAUGGCUUGAAUACUGUUCUUUGAGUAGUUUGUCUAAUCAUGGUCUCUAUUUACAAAAUAUUAGCGGUAAUCAUUAUGAGACAGUUACUUGUGUGAAGCAGCCUCAGUCACAAACAUGUUAUGGUUAUUGCAUGAAUAGAGAUGUUUCUGGUGAAUAUAAAACUCGGCAAGCUAAAACAGGACAAAAAAUUGCGCCUAUGAAGACAGUAAAAACUGAGAAUUCCAUUGAAGACGAGUGCGUGGGUAAUUUACAAGAUUUCCAAUAUAUUUCACUAUUUACUCCCAUCUCUGAAUUUACUGCUAAAACUCUGUGUAAGAAUUUAAAAAUAGACUUUGCAGAACAUAAUUUUCAAAACGUAACAUUGCGUGGGCCUUUGGGAAAUGUGUGCAAGACUAAAAAUAUUAUAAAUGAUGGGAACAGUUUUUUCAGAGCUGUAGCCUAUGCACUUAGUGGUUCUGAAAGAAAUCACCGUAAAAUUAGACUCGCUGUUAUUUCACACAUGACCAAUAACAAUGAAGAAUGUGAAAAAUAUUUGGAAAAACGUUUUGCUUCUGUGACAGAAUAUGUUAACCAGUCACAGAUGAAGUACGUGGGUCACUGUGCUACCGAAAUUGAGUUUAUUUCUGCCGCCAAUAUGUUAGGACUGGAUAUAUAUGUAUUUAAUGGCACUCAGUGGACAAAAUAUAAUUCAAAUAGUAGUCAUUUGACUGAAGCUAUAUAUUUGCAGAAGUGUGAUGAGCAUUUUGACGUUGUUAUUUGUGCAAAGCAAGGUGAUAAAGACUCUUGCUUUGAACUAUGUGAAGAAAAUGUUUUGUUAAAGACACAACACAUGCAUACAAGAUCUACGGAAGUCCAGCAAAAUGUAAAGCAAACUGUUUUAAGCGGUAAAGCAAAAUACAGUUUUUCUAUGUAUUUAAGACACAAAAAGAAUCAGAGACAAACCAUUAAAUAUAGAUCUGAAAUGGUAUAUAGGGAAAAAUUUAAAUCUAAUAAAAGAAAUACGUAUAAGAGAAAUUUGCUAUACAGAGAACAAAAAAAACUUUGGUUUAGAAAUAGAUAUUGUGAUGAUGAGAUUUUCCAAAAAAACCUUAAGAAAAUCAGCAUUACUAAAUAUAAUCAAGACAAACUUCAUCGCGAAAAAGUUAAGCAAAUGAGUAUUACGAAAUAUAAUAAAGAUGAAAAUCAUCGCGAAAAAGUUAAGCAAAUGAGUAUUACGAAAUAUAAUAAAGAUGAAAAUCAUCGCGAAAAAGUUAAGCAAAUGAGUAUUACGAAAUAUAAUAAAGAUGAAAAUCAUCGCGAAAAAGUUAAGCAAAUGAGUAUUACGAAAUAUAAUAAAGAUGAAAAUCAUCGCGAAAAAGUUAAGCAAAUGAGUAUUACGAAAUAUAAUAAAGAUAAAAAUCAUCGCGAAAAAGUUAAGCAAAUGAGUAUUACGAAAUAUAAUACAGAUGAAAAUCAUUGCGAAAAAGUUAAGCAAAUGAGUAUUACGAAAUAUAAUAAAGAUGAAAAUCAUCGCGAAAAAGUGAAAUACUUAAGUAGACAGCAAAACCUUAAUCCACAACAUAGGAUGCACAUACAAUCACUUGUAGAGCUAAAAAGACAGCACAUUAAAAUAAAGUCAAAGGAGUUUGAUUUUGUUGUUGCAAAGUUUUUGGACAAAGUAAAAGAGGGGCCCAAUUUUGUGUGUUGCGUGUGCUUUCGGUUGUUAUUCAAACAUCAGGUGUUGAAUUGUUGCAAAGAUUCCUACAGGAAAACUAAAGAAAUGUCUUUAAUCGCAGAUAGAUGUAUAAGUCAUGAUUAUAUACAUAUAUGCAAUGAUGCGUGCAUAUCGCCAUGCAAUCUCAAAACCUGUCGAAAUAAGUUGUAUAUCUGUUAUUGUUGUCAUAACAAAAUUAGCAAAGGUCAAAUGCCCCCAGAAAGUUCAUGCAAUAAUUUGACUGUUGAUGACAUCCCUCCUCAGUUGGCAUGCUUGAAUAGCUUGGAACAACAUUUAAUAGCUUUACAUAUUCCAUUUAUGAAAAUGUUGGCUUUGCCCAAAGGUGGACAAAAUGGAGUGCAUGGUCCCGUUACUUGCGUCCCUGCAAAUGUUGUUGAAACCUGCAGUAUGCUGCCACGUAGUAAUAUGGAAGGGUCUUUGUUACCUGUUAAGUUAAAGCGUAAAUUGACAUACAAAGGUCAUUAUGAUUAUCAGUAUGUUGACUCAAUGCAUGUCCAGGAAGCUCUUUGUUACUUGAAACAUUGUAACUUUCAUUAUAAAAAUGUAGAGUUCAAUGAAUCUUGGAUCAAUGAGUUUUCUCAGGAAAAUGAUAAUUCUGUUUUAAAAAAUAAUAAUGUUAAAGAACAAGAUGAGGACAUGUCCAUAGAUGAAAAUGAUGAUGACCUUUUACAUGACAGACAGCAACACUGCAUGUUCCAGGACACUUGUCUUAUGCCCGUAGAUAUAGGACAAGAAGCAUUGGAUCUGUAUGUUGAUAAUGUGUUGAAUGUCGCACCAAGUGAAAAUAAUAACCCUAUAAAACUGCUUUCUGAUUGUACUAACGAAGCAAAAUGUUUCCCUGUAUUGUUCCCAUCGGGUUGUAACACAUACCAUGAAAAGCGGCAGUAUCAUUUGACUUUGAGUCGUUAUUUUAAUAACAGACUUCUUCAUGCUGAUGGUAGGUUUGCGCGUAAUGUGGAAUAUAUAUUCUUUGCACAGUACAUGUCAGAACUUGAGCAGGUUGUGUCUAAAGUGUCAGUAGCUUUACGUAAAGGUACAAGUUGUACAUCUCAAAAUAUGAGUGAGGUUUUGAGGGAUGAAAACUCUAUAAAUAAGUUAUUACAGUUUGAUGAUGGUUAUCGUUUCUUGAAACCUAUUCGAGGCACACCAGCUUUCUGGCAGACUGCUCAACGCGACUUGCUAGCUUGUGUUAGAAUGUUGGGGAAACCCACAUGGUUUGCCUCGUUUUCGUCUGCAGAUAUGAGAUGGACUAAUCUGCUUUAUAGCAUCUUAAAGCAGGAAGGGCGAACACAGACUUUGGAACAGUUGCAAUGGGCAGAGAAGUGUGAAUUGUUGCGUCGAAACCCUGUUACUGCUGCUAGAAUGUUUGAUUUUAGAUGGCAUGUUUUUCUAAGAGAAGUCCUCAUGUCUCCUGCUAAUCCGAUCGGAAAAAUCGAAGACUACUAUUAUCGUGUAGAAUUCCAGCAGCGUGGUUCUCCUCAUUGCCAUUGUCUAUUUUGGAUUUCCGGUGCUCCAAUUUUGGACAAGAACACGGAUGAAGAGGUUAUUGCGUUUAUUGAUGAGUAUGUGACAUGUGAAAUUCCAUCUGAAGAAGACACAUUGUCUGAAGUAGUUACAUCUGUACAACAGCAUUCAAAACGACAUUCAAAAACUUGUAAAAAGAAAAAAACUGUUUGUCGUUUUAAUUUCCCUCGGCCUGCAUCUUGCUGCACUUUUAUUUGUCGUGGUGAAAAAUAUCAAGAUCCGGUCAAGACUUGUAAAUGCAAUUUGGAUAAAACUGAUGGUAGUGCAGAUUGUCAAUGUGUUGAUGAGAAUAAGACACUUUUGGAACAAAUGGACAGAGAUGUAGCAAGCGAUAUUUUAACAAAGAUAAAGAAUGCCAUUUCAGUUGACAACUGUCCAUACAAUACCGUGGAAGAAAUGUUUGAAGGCUUGUGCAUUAGUCAAGGCUUAUUUGAAACGGCAUAUAAACGACUUAGUAGGAAUACACAUGUGGUGUUGAAAAGGCAAAUUAAUGAAAUCUGGAUCAAUCAAUAUAGUAGACCACUGUUAAAAGCUUGGAAUGCAAAUAUUGAUAUCCAGUAUUGCGUCGAUGCAUAUGCAUGCUGUGUUUAUAUAGUAUCUUAUAUGUCAAAAAGUGAACGUGAAAUUGGUCUUCUUCUAGGAAAUGCACAAAGAGAAGCAGCCAAAGAAGGCAAUGUUAGUGCUAAAGAAGCUUUAAAGAGACUUGGUAGUGUCUAUUUGCAUAAUCGCGAUGUUUGUGCUCAGGAAGCAGUAUAUAGACUCACCAACAUGCAUUUAAAGGAGUGUUCUCGGAAAGUUGUUUUUAUUCCAACAGGUGAUAAUAUUGUGAAAAUGAGUUUACCCAUUUCUGUUUUGAAACAAAAGGCUACAUUACAGGAUCUUACCCCAGAAGACAUGUGGAUGACUGGUAUAGUUGACCGUUAUAAGAAUAGGCCAAAUGAUGAUGUGUUUCCCGAUAUGUGCCUGGCCAAGUUUGUUUCAGAGUAUCGUGUUUUGUCCAAAAAUGAGAAGAGUAGAAAUUCAGUUAAAUUGAAUAAGGAUUUUGGGUUUGUUGCGAAAAGAACUCGGUCAAAACCAGCAGUUGUUCGUUAUGCGCGUUUCUCUGAAACAAAAGAGCCAGAAAAGUUUUAUCAAAGCAUAAUGCAGCUAUUUCUGCCUUAUCGCUCUGAUACUGAACUGAAACCUGUACAUUGUGAAACCUUUGGUGACUUUUAUCGAACUGGUGUCAUUAGUUUUGUUGAUGGAACAAAGCAUUCAGUAAAGUCUGUUGUAGAUUUAAAUAGGAGUGAAUUUGAGGUGGUAUGUGAUCAUUUUGAGGCUGUUGACAAUGUUACUGGAGAUGUAAUGCUGGAAGAUGCAUGGGCUGAAUUGUGUCCCGAAGUUGAACUCGAACGAUUGGAAUGCGUGGAAUUACAAAAAGAAAGAGAAAUAGAAAACAGUGACCAGGAACAAAUCCCCGAUUUAAGUUUUCAGUGUAAAGAAUUGUCAGUAUUUGAGAAAGGAAAAAUGACUAGAAGUGAAGGCCUUGCAUUAAUUAGAUCUUUAAAUGAAAAACAGUUCUCUGUUUUUUAUCAAAUCAGGCAAUGGUGUCUAGCCAAAGUGAAUGGAAAAAAUCCUGAACCACUGCAUAUUUUUAUCACAGGUGGUGCUGGGACAGGAAAAAGUCAUUUAAUCAGGGCAAUUGAAUAUGAAUCAAAACGAUUAUUGUCCACUGUGUGUCAGUCUCCUGACAACACAUGCGUACUACUGACAGCUCCCACCGGCAUUGCUGCAUAUAAUUUAGAAGCAACAACAAUCCACACCACAUUUUCUAUUGGAAAGGAUGUACGCUUACCAUAUACUCCUUUGAGUGAAGAAAAGCUAAAUACCUUGCGUGUCAAAUAUUGUGAUCUUCAGCUUCUUAUUAUAGAUGAAAUAUCAAUGGUUGAUCACAAUCUCUUAUCAUAUGUUAAUGGUCGACUGCGUCAGAUUAAACAAAACGUAAAAUCAUAUGGUAAUAUUAGUGUAAUUGUGGUCGGUGAUUUCUAUCAGCUCCCUCCCGUGAAAGGUAAACCACUGUAUUCAGAUGGUGUUGCCACAAAUAUAUGGUCAGAUUUAUUUAAAAUUGCAGACUUAACUGAAAUAGUUAGACAAAAAGAUUCUGUGUUUUCUCAACUGCUAAACAGGAUGAGAACUCGUUCCAAAGGCACACCAUUAUUGGCUGAUGAUUUGCAGAUUUUAAAACGUUGUGAAACAGGUGAGGUUAGCUCAGCCUUGCACAUAUACGCAACCAAUAAACAAGUAAAUGAGCACAAUAUUCAUCGAUUAUAUGAGACUUGUCCUGAAUUUGUAACUAUUGGGGCACAGGACUAUGUCAAUGAUAAAAAAACAGGAAAAUUGAGGUUGUUGGUAGGAAAUCAUGCAAAAGCGUCAAAUACUUGCUUGUCAGAAGUGUUGUUAUUGGGUAAAGGAGCGCGUGUUAUGUUGUGUAAAAAUGUGGACGUUAGCGAUGGUUUGGUUAAUGGCGUUUGUGGUACUGUUAUGGAAAUAUCAAUACCAGAAAAGGACAAGUUUCCUAAAGUGGUCUAUGUUAAAUUUGAUGAUGAUCGUGUAGGCAUGCAGAAAAGGAAGAGCUACCACUAUGCAUCAUCAGAUUUGGCUGGAUCCACACCCAUUGCACCUGAGGAGGAACGAGCUACCGUUAAAGGUGGAUUGCGGCGACAAUUUCCACUCAGAUUGGCAUGGGCUUGUACAGUACACAAAGUUCAAGGACUAACUGUUGAUGAAGCUGUUGUUUGUUUUAGUAAAAUAUUUGCACCGGGACAAGCUUAUGUGGCUAUAAGUCGUGUAAGAAGUGUUUUAGGAUUGACAAUUCAAAAUUUUGAUGAAAAGAGGAUUUAUUGUAAGGAUGACAUUUUGGUUGCACUUCAGAGUAUGACACCUCUUUUUAUUGAAUCAAAUCAAUUGGAUCGAUUUAACACAUUUGUUUUUACUGUAUUCCUAAUGAAUGUGCAAAGUUUGAAUCGGCAUGUAAAAGAUUUAGCCUGUUAUACAGAACAUUGGAAACCUAAAUGCAUUGCUCUUACAGAAACAUGGGUGUCUUCAACCCAAAUGGAUACAGUAAAAAUAGAUGGUUACAGUUUCACUAACCGUCCACGAUGUUUGUCGUAUACUGGCAGGCAUCCGGAAUUGAUUCCAUUGCAAGACCAACAACACGGUGGUGUUGGCAUCUAUUGUGCAGAUGAUGUAGAAUUUCAAGUACUUCAGCAACCAGAGCUGAAUUUGGAGUGUUUAGUGUAUCGGUUUUGUAGUUUUAACAUGGUUCUUGGGGUAAUUUACCGACCUCCACUAUACCCUCUUUCACUAUUUAAAAAGAAUUUAGGAAAACUACUUGAUUGGCUUGAGAAACAAAGUGACACAAUAGCAGUGAUUGGAGAUUUUAAUGAUGAUAUUUUGAAGUCAUCAACUAUCACAAAAUUUGUUUGUGAUAAAGGAUAUCUACAAAUGGUUAGAGAAGCAACUACUGAAAAAGAUACUUUGAUAGAUCACGUUUAUGUUAAAUCAAGGACAUAUAAAGUGGAGGCAGUAGUUGUGCCUACAUAUUUUAGUGAUCAUGAGGGUGUAAUGUGUGGUUUUAGCUUGUAAUCAUUUUAGUAAUCUGUUGUAAGAAAUAUUCUGAAGUCACUGUGGCCUCAUGCCACUUGGUGGUGGGAGGCCUGCAAGACAUGAUGGCUGUGUGUAAGAGCCACUGUCUGCUGAUUGCAAGGCCAAAUGCUGCGCAAACUGAUUAUUGUCUAUGGGUUAUGAUCAUUGAGUUCAGUCUGAUCCAGUUUUGAGUUUUAUUUGGACAGAGAAAAGAAAAAAAAAAGUCAUUAUUAUUAUUUCUUUUAGUAUUAUUAA
Molecule: messenger RNA, 9110 nt
Organism: Fundulus heteroclitus (mummichog)
Lineage: Eukaryota; Metazoa; Chordata; Actinopteri; Cyprinodontiformes; Fundulidae
Exons: 1
Coding region: 24-8855 (2943 amino acids)
Biological process (GO): telomere maintenance; DNA repair
Molecular function (GO): ATP hydrolysis activity; DNA helicase activity
Source: RefSeq, a predicted model, not a curated record